Molecule: messenger RNA, 965 nt
Organism: Contarinia nasturtii (swede midge)
Lineage: Eukaryota; Metazoa; Arthropoda; Insecta; Diptera; Cecidomyiidae
Exons: 2
Source: RefSeq, a predicted model, not a curated record
CAGUCAAAAGUAGCUUAAACGAUAUACACAAAAAAUCUAAGGAAGCAGUCUUCGCGGAGAUAUCAUUCGAAACUGUUGCCAUUGUCGACCCGUUUUUGAGCGAUUCUCACAAUCGUACUUGUACGUCAUAUUUUCAAAUUGUGAACUUAUAAUGUGAGUAAUUCUAUGUGCUGUGGUUCUUAUCAAUUUCCGUGUGAAUCAAUAUAUUAAUUUUAAUGCGAAAGUAAAGUGUGAAUAAUAUUGUUUUUAUAUAUGUGUACAUGAGUAAUAAAGGGAAAAAAUCAAAGAAUAAACCAAUAAAUCAAAGCAAGAAAAACAAAAAAACGACUUAAAUUUAUUACAAAAAACGUUCGAAGAGAAGUUACUUAUAAGUAAAAUUACAAAUUGAAAUAAUUUGGAGUUUAAGUAUUUAAGUGAAAUUGUGAAAAAUUCAAAUUCAUUGGAUGUUUACUUGAUAAAAUAAUGAUUAAAAGAUGGUCAUGAUGCAAUCACCAAACUCGGAUAAUCCCAAAUCUGUUAGUCCAUUGAAUUCAAAUUCGAAUUCACCAACUGACCAACAAACAAAGGCCAGUGCAAUCGAUAAGAAAUUGAUUAAAUUCGAGCCAAUUAUUUUGGAACGACCACAACCGACGAAAUUUGAUGGGAUUUUGUUGGGAAGUUUUUACAAUAAGGACGAUAUCGACAUGAAGAAUCGACCACUAACCUAUCCGAAGGACAUGUCUGAUAUCGACGCAAACACAAAGUUUUCUCUCGAAAGACUGAAGCAACUAAGCAACCGCAGUUUAUACAAUCGACAGAGUCCCUCCGAUGAUAGCAACCAAUCAACGAAGUACCCGAUCGGAGCCAAAUUAAAUGAUUCAUCACCGAAAGGUGAAUUCCAUUCGGACUAUGCUCAAAGUGAUACCAGCGAAGAAUUGGUAGUGGACGAAAGAACUGAUACGAUGCCGGCGCACGACACAACGACG